Messenger RNA from Sphaerodactylus townsendi, 1102 nucleotides. RefSeq names its product olfactory receptor 5V1-like. Gene Ontology annotation, biological process: G protein-coupled receptor signaling pathway. The transcript is spliced from 4 exons. Lineage: Eukaryota; Metazoa; Chordata; Lepidosauria; Squamata; Sphaerodactylidae. The coding region runs from base 128 to 1102 and encodes 324 amino acids. Gene Ontology annotation, cellular component: membrane. Gene Ontology annotation, molecular function: G protein-coupled receptor activity; olfactory receptor activity. The record is from RefSeq and is a predicted model, not a curated record.
GAUUCCAGUCGCCAAUAAAGAAAAGAUAGCAUGGGCUGUGGCCCCUUCAUCCUCACCUGAAGGAAUGGAAACCUGUGGCAAAUUACCCCUGGUCUAAUUCUAGAGAAAAUCUUGUUUUGGUCAAGAUAUGAAGGCACAAAAUGAAACUGAGUUGACUGAGUUCAUCAUACUGGGAUUUCAGAGUCUCAAGAAAGUGCGUCAUUUGCUCUUCAUAGGAUUCUUCAUCACUUAUCUAUUCACCAUGCUGUGGAAUGCUUUCAUCAUCACCAUGACAAUUGUGGAUCAAAAUCUGAGAACCCCCAUGUAUUUCUUCCUUGAUAAUCUCUCCUUUCUUGACAUCUGCUACACCUCUACCACUAUCCCCCAGAUGUUGGCUCACCUUCUCUCUGACAGGAACACUAUCCCCUACAUCAGUUGUCUACUUCAAGUGUAUUUUUUCUUUUCCUUCGUGGGUAUUGAAUGCCUCCUUCUGGCAGUCAUGGCGUUUGAUCGCUAUAUUGCCAUAUGCAACCCUUUGCGCUACACAUUGAUUAUCAGCAAAGAUAUCUGUCUGCAGCUAGCAAUAGCCUGCUGGGUUGGUGGUUUCCUCAACUCUGUGGUGCAUACCACGUUUGCUUUCCAGCUGCCCUUUUGUGGGGACAACCAAAUUGAUGCUUUCUACUGUGACAUUCCACCACUGCUGAAGUUAUCCUGUGGAGACACUUCCUUCAACCAAAUUCUUUUGUUGUCCAUAGGCAUAUUCAUAGCUUGGACCCCAUUAGUUUGUAUCUUAUUAUCAUACAUUUACAUCUUCUUAACUGUCUUGAAGAUGCAGUCAGGAGAAGGAAGACAAAAGGCAUUCUCCACCUGUUCCUCACAUAUCAUAGUAGUUCUUUUGUAUUAUGGUAGUGGCAUUUUCACCUACUCAACUUCAAAUAGUAGUUAUACCUCGGAUCAUUCCAAGCUAAUUCCAGUCAUAUACAGUGUCUUGACCCCUCUGUUAAAUCCUAUUAUCUAUACCUUGCGCAACAAAGAUGUUAAGAAUGCCUGGAAAAACAUAAUUAGAAAAUAUAAGCCGCCCUUAGCUUCCAAAUCUUGCUAUUAUUAUAUAUGUUAUUUUUAA